AUGCUGGGGCUCAUGGACGCGCUCGGUAUAGAGCGGUGCCAAGUGGUGGGGCUCAGCUACGGGGGAAUUGUCGCGUACCGCAUGGCGACGCUCUCCCCGUCGCGCGUGGCGCGGCUGGCGGUGGCGGGGUCGGGCGUGAUGAUGAACCGCGCGGAGUACGACGCGCUCAUCGAUCGCUGGGGCGUGCGCAGCACCGUGCCGCUCUUCCUUCCGCGUACGCCCGCGGAGCUGCUGCGCCUGAUCGGCAUGGCGCACCGCGAGACGCCGUACCUGCCCGAGUGGAUUCUCCAAGACGCUGUUGACUGCUUCAUCCGGGGGGGCGUUGCGCUCAUGCGUGGUGUGUUGUGCAUGGUGUGGUGCGUGCAGCGCUUCUUCGAGAACAGGGAGGAGAAGGCGCAACUACUGGAGGACCUGUGCAAGCAGAGAGUGCACGGCGACGCACUCUACCCCGUGCCAACCAUGGAGACGCUAAUCCUGUGGGGAGAGGAUGAUGCAGUGUUCCCGAUCUCCAUUGGCUACCGCAUGCAUAAGCACUUUGGACCGUGCAGUCGCCUGGAGGUGUUUGAAAAAGGCUCGCAUGCACUACAAGCGGACGACACCACUCGAUUCAACCACACCAUCCUCACCUUCUUACUGCACGGCAAUGCUCCCACCCACACUCGCUCCUCCUCUCCUCCUUCUUCUGCUGCUGUUGGAGCUGCACCUGCUGCGAUCUCGCCUGGUUUGCUGUCUGCUGGAGUGGUGGCAGUGGCAGCUGGAGCUGUGGGGGCUUGCAGUGUGACAGGGGGCAGUGAUGCUGGAGUAGCGUUCGGGCCGUUGGCUGUGAAUGUCGACCACUGGGCGUAUGGAGUAGCAUGGAACGUGUUCAGAGUGGGCGGUUGGUCGCGGAAUCUCAGUAUUGUCAGGGAGCUUUAUGCCGCUCUCGGAUCUGGCGACCUGCUGAGAGCCCGAGCGCACUUGGCGGAGGACGUGGACUGGUGGUUCCAUGGUCCUAAAUCUCGCCAGCUGCGUUGCAUGCAAUUUCUGUCGCUGAUUGUCGGGGAAGUUGAUUCUGAUGGUGUGAAGUUCAUGCCCGUCGAUGUGACUGCCAAAAACGACAAGGUUAUUUCCGAGGGUGUCAGCAUCGUGAAGACCCGUCGUGGAGCGCUGGUGGAUGUGGCGUGGGUCCACGUCUGGACGGUGUCGCCCGUCAGCGGCAGAGUGACUGGACUCCAAGAGUUCGUCAACACUGCCGUUUCCGCGACUGUGCUUGGACCUGCUUCUGGCGCGCUAAGCUCGCUGCCCGCGGCUUCAUGCCGCGAGGCUAUGGCUUCCAGCGCGAAGCUAGUCUCGCAUUUGGCACGGAAACCCUACCUCAGUCGCGCCCAGCCUUCCCUCCGCCGUUUCCGCCCAGCGGAAAGCUCCGCUCCGCCCAUGGACGCGUUCCCCGAGGAGCUGCUCACUCCGCCGGUGCCCCUGGUGGCGCUGCUGGGCGUGCCGGAGCUCCACGUGGCAAUCGCGCAGCACCUGCAGGCGCAGUCCCCGCCCGUGGCGUCCGUGUUCGUGCCCGACCGCGCGGACGCGGCGGAGGUGAGCGGGAAGGAGCGGCGGCCCGCGGACGCCAAGUGCGCGCCGCCGCUGGGCGUGGUGAAGGCGGAGUGGGUGAAGAAGCACCGCGAGCGCAUCCCCGCGGCGGCGGUGGUGCUGGUGGAGAAGGCGCUGCUGUGCGGGGAUGCGGGCGCGUGGCAGUCCGUGUGCGCCGAGAUCGACCAGAUCAAGAGUGCGUUGAGGGGGCGUAAUGUGAAGCUCGUUCUGCUGCUCGUGCAGGCCUCAGCAGGCGGUGAGAUGAGUGAGGAGCGGCUGGGCAUGCUGAAGCGGCGGGCGGAGGUGGAUGGGCGCAGCUGCAUCCCCUUCCUCGUGGGCGAUGCUGAGGACCAGAAACGCUCCCUCUCCCGGCUGUACGCGGUGGUGGUGGAGCUGUGCGGCAACUACUACCGGGACGAGGUGCGGCGCAUGCGCCUCAAGAUAGAGCGCCGCGCGUACUCGCACACGGAGCUCACCGUGCGAUACUACUUCAAGGUGCGUGCAUGCACCGUGCAGGGACCGCACCGCACCGCACCGCACGGCUGCGCGUCAAACCUAGACGCCUGCUUGCACACCGAGCUCAUCGUGCGAUACUACUUCAAGAUGGGCAUGUAUUGUGAGUUCCGUCGCGAGUGGCUGCCUGCUGUCAAGUGCUACGAGGCGGCCUUCCUCUCGCUGCAGGAGCUCUUCUCAGGAGCAUCGGAGCGCUACCCCUUGCAAACCGUCCUGGAAGUAAAAGCAGUGGCUGAGGUACUCAGCCUCAAGGUCUGCACGCUCCUGCUGCACUCGGGCCGCGAGGUCGAAGCAGUGGGCUGGUUCCGCACCUUCAUGGAGUGGUUCCGAGCCCGUGUGGGCCCUCCUGAAGCUGCUUUUCUGCACUGGGGAUGGAUGGCGAGGCAGUAUGAGGUGUUUGGGGAGUUGCUGCAGCAGAGGCUGGCGUCGUCUGGGCAUGUGGUGGGGACGCCGGCUGGUGCUGCUCUUGCUGUUGGGUCUGCUGCUGCGGCGGCGGCGGCUCCUGUGGUGGGGGUAGGAGGGGGUGGGGGUGUGGAGGGGGACGAUGCUGCUGUUGCUGCGGCUGCUUCUGCUGCUGCCGCUGAUGCUGAUGGGAUGAAACUCACAGGGCCACCGUUGGCUGCUGCGUCGCUUGCUCCGUCCCCUGCUCCUUCCUCCGCCUCCCUCUCCUCCCUCUCCUCCUUCCCGCCCUCUGCGCCCUCCUCCCUUCCCUCCUCCGCCCGCUCCUCCCCUCCUCUCUCCCCCGCUCCUAGCACCGCCUCCUCCACCUCCUCCGUCCCUCCCCUCCCCACCCCUGUCACAGCCGCCACCGCUGCCGCAGCCGCUGCCGCCGCAGCCGCAGCAGCAGUGGCAGUAGCAACAAGCGCAACCGCUGCCGCCACUGCCGCUGCCACCACAGCAGCAGUCACAGCCACAGCAACGCCUCUUCCACCCGCCUUGGAAGGCCAGGGUCCCUUCUCAUCCCAGUCCCUGCGCGUUCCGCUAGUAGCACGCGUUUUCCAGCUAGCAGCGAAGCACAUGCUCAGGCACAGGCGUGCAUAUGACGAUGCCCGUUUGGCUCUGGAUACUUUUGGAUUGGCGGCGCUGGGAGGGGAUGGAGGCGGCGUGGGAGGGGUUCAGGCGGGGGCGUUUGGAGCGGUUGGAGUGAGUGUGGAUGGGUUGGUGGAUGUUCUGGCGGAGGGGAAUUCGGGAGUGGAGGAGCCGGUGUAUGUGGGGCAGGCGUGCCGGCUGGUGUUCCGAGGCCAGGCGCCACACGAGCAGCGCCCCACGGACCAGGAAGUGCUGCUGCACGAGGUGGUGCGGCAGCGGUCGGGGCAUCUGUCAGGGGCCGUUAUUCUGCUGCACGCCAAGGCACACGACCUGUACCGCGGCAUCCACGCCCAGCGCAUGAUGGCUCAGGUCUCAUGUGACAUGGCAAGGGAGUACCUCUGCAUGCACGACUACCCCAACGCCAAGCUGCUCCUAGACGCCAUUGCCCAGCUCUACCGCCGCGACUCCUUCUCCUCGCUGCUUGCCUUCUGCCUGCUCAACCUCCGCUCCUGCGCGCGCCACCUCUCCCUCCUCCCCGACUUCCUGCUCUAUUCUCUCGAGCUCUGCACUCUCCCCGCGCUCCCCUCCCCGCCACCCUCCGCUGCUUCCCCCUCCGCGGUUGCGCUUCCUGCUGCGUCUGCGUCCCUGCCCCCGUCUAGCUGGAUGGAUUUGGGUUCGGGGGAAGGGGGAGGCGGAGCAGGGGGCGUGGGGGAUGUGUACGAGGGGGGUGUGGGGGGGAGUGUGGCGGUGGGGGGGAGAGUGGGGGAGAGGGAGAAGCGGGCAGUUGCACAGGAGCUUCUGCGGGUGCUGAGAGGAGCGCGCAUGGAUGGGGGCAGCGAGGGGGACGAGGGGGAGAGGCGAGCGAGCGAAGGCGGAGGAAGCGGAUUCACCAGAAUCUCAGACUCAUGGAAAGGAGGAGGGGAAGGCGGAGGGGAGGACAGCGCGAGCAGCUGGGCCAGCAGCGUGACUGCAUCUGCAGGAGGGGAGGAGGAAUCAGUGAAAAAGGCAGCAGCAGCAGCAGCAGCAGCUGCAGCGGCCCUGAGAGUGGGGCCCACCCACCCGUUCCUCCUCUUCACCCAGGAGCUACCCCACCUGCGUGCAGUGCUCUCUGCUACUGCCGCCUUCCCCCCCCGCCCCGCACACCCCCCCUCACCCCCGCGCAUGGGGCAGUCGCUGCAGGUGUGCGUGUCCCUCCUCACCCACUUCCCUAUUCCCCUGCGCCUGCAGCGGCUGCUGGUGCGGUUCAGCCAAUCGUGCUGCGACACGUGGAUUCCGAGCAGUGGGGAGGGGGAGGAGAGGGUGGGCGGGGAUGGGGGGAAGGAGGGGAAGGGGAAGGGGGAGGAGGGGGGGAAUGCGGAAGGGCUAGUGCUGCAGCCUGGUGUGUGGAAGCGACUGUCCUUGUCCGUUACUCCAGGUAACUGUGAUGGUGAUGAUGGUGAUGGUGAUGGUGGUGGUGGUGGUGGUGGUGGUGGUGGUGGUGGUGGUGGUGGUGGUGGUGGUGGUGGUGGUGGUGGUGGUGGUGGUGGUGGUGGUGGUGGUGGUGGUGGUGGUGGUGGUGGUGGUGGUGGUGGUGGUGGUGGUGGUGGUGGUGGUGGUGGUGGUGGUGGUGGUGGUGGUGGUGGUGGUGGUGGUGGUGGUGGUGGUGGUGGUGGUGGUGGUGGUGGUGGUGGUGGUGGUGGUGGUGGUGGUGGUGGUGGUGGUGGUGGUGGUGGUGGUGGUGGUGGUGGUGGUGGUGGUGGUGGUGGUGGUGGUGGUGGUGGUGGUGGUGGUGGUGGUGGUGAUGGUGGUGAUGGUGGUGAUGGUGAUGAUGGUGAUGAUGGUGAUGAUGGUGGUGGUGGUGGUGGUGGUGGUGGUGGUGGUGGUGGUGGUGGUGGUGGUGGUGGUGGUGAUGGUGGUGGUGAUGGUGAUGGUGAUGGUGAUGGUGAUGGUGAUGGUGAUGGUGAUGGUGAUGGUGGUGGUGGUGAUGGUGAUGGUGAUGGUGGUGAUGAUGGUGAUGAUGGUGAUGAUGGUGAUGAUGGUGAUGAUGGUGGUGAUGGUGGUGAUGAUGGUGAUGAUGCGUUCAGCGGGCUGCUCGAGUGUCUACAGGUGCAGGCGCACAUCACACCACACGCCAUCCUCUCCUGCCCCAUCGACAGCCCGCAAGCAGCAGGCCUCGUGCCCUUCUGGGUCUUCGAAGCCCCCUCUCCCUCGCCCUUUGCCGACUCAUCCCUCUCUGUGCUGGGCCAGAAGGCAGUGGAGAUAGCAGACGAAGCUCCUCUAGCGGAUGUGACUGUGGAGUGUGCAGCAGACGGGGGGUUGGUAGGGGAGGCGUUGCCUGUGCGUGUGUGGGUGCGGUCUCUCGGGCACGCGCUGUGGUCUGCGUCGCUGUCUCUUGUUCUGUCUGCUGCUGCUGCCGCCGCUGGCGCGGCUGGCGGUAAUGCUGCUGCUGGUGCUGGUGCCUCUGGUUCUACCUCUACUUCCCCUCUAGCAGCAUCGUCCCCUCCCGCCUCGCCUGCUGCUUGGCCCACUGCCCAUGCACCCUCCAACAACCCCUCUUCCACCACCACCACCGCUACCAGCAGCAGCACAACCAGCACCACCAACAGUGCAACCGGCAGCGGCGGCACAGGCAAGGAAGGCCCCGGCACUGCCUCUCACAGCAUCCCUUCCAUAGCCCAUCUGCCUGCCUUCGAACCCCCGCCUCUCCCAGGGUAUUUGCCCAUCCCACCUGCUGGUACUAGUGCAGGGGACGCGUUUGCAGUCCUGGGGGAAGGUAAUGCAGGGAGAGACGAGGGGGGGGAAACAGAGGUGCAUGGGACUGCUGUUCCCGCGGAAAUUCUAUUGCCGUGGGGGGAGCAGGGGGGGUGGGCGGGGCAGGGGGCGGGACAGGGGUUGGUAGACGGGGAGACAAGAAGGGAAGUGGGAGAGGUGGAUGAAGGAGGGAAUCGGAUUGAGAGAAGAGUGAGCAGCGAGCAGCAGCAGCUGGUGGCACUGAGAGGAGACAUCAAGGUUCCUAUGGUGGAACCCCAUGGGUCAUGGAGCACAGUGGUGUUUGUCCGGUGGAAGGCCGCCCUUCCCCUUAGCUUCAUCGCCACGCUCUCGUACUCCUCCUCCCCUCCUGCUCCGGCUGCUGCUGCUGCCUCCACCCAAGCUACACAGGCUGAAGGGAGCGUGAGAGAGGAGCCUGCUGCUGCUGCUCCUGCCGAUGCCACUGCUGUGCUCCAUCGCUACAUCGGCCCCUUUCGAAAAGACUCCCUCAUCCCCAUAUUCCAGUUCUCCCCUGCUGCUGCCUCCACCCCCACCACCUCCUCCGCUGCCUCUACCCCCACCACCCCGCUUCCCCCCUCCACGCCCUCCUCUCUCUCUGCUCUCACAGCAGCAGCAGGAGCAGCAGGAGCAGGGGUGGCGCCGGCAGCAGCUGUGGCGGUGCAUGAGACGUGUGUGGUGGCGGUGGUUGUGCGUAACACAGCGUGCACGGCACUGCGGCUGCUGGCAGUGCGAGUGCAGCAGCUGCAAGGGGACGAUUCCGCGUGCCUUGUCCGGCCAGUGUCCAUGCGUGGCCGUGCAUCUGCUGCUCUCGCUGCUGCUGGUGGUGCUGUUUCACACGCAGACGAUGGGAGAGAUGGUGACAGCAGCAGUGCAGGUGCGGAAAGCGGUGGGGAAGCGGAAGUGCCAAUGGCAUCAGAAUCACAAGAGCAAUCAGAGGCGUGCGAUUCAGAACUUCCCUUGGUGCUGGGUCAAGGCGAGUCCUUCACCCAGCUCUUCCAUGUCACCCCGCGUGUUGCCUCGCCCGCCCUCGUUAUCGGCUCGCUGCUGCUCACGUGGCAGCGCCAUGCAGCUCAAGGAGAGAGCAGCAAUUGGUUGCUAAGUCAGUCAGUUUUGCAAGUGCCUGCAGGCAUGGCAAGCGAGAAUGUUCUGGCUAGUGGAUUGAGUGUCAAGCUUGCAGGCUCUGACCCUGUGGCACUAACUUUAGACGCUGCAGCCCCACCCGACCAGCCACACCAACAGGUAGCCCAGACCCCAACCCCCGCACCCUCAUUCCUCCCACAGCUCUCCCCAACCGUCUCGUCUCUCCGGCCGUUCCCGCCCGUUCUCGUCGCGAACCCGAUUCUCGUCGCGUCGCUGCGCCUACCGCCGUACACGAUCGUCGGGUCGCCCUUCUCCUUCUCCAUCCGCCUCUCCAACUGCACCACCUCGCUGCAAGAGGUGGUGUAUCAGCUGCAGGACGCGCCCGGCUUUGUCUUUGCAGGCCAGCACAGUGGCUCGGUCACAGUGCUCCCCCGCGCCUCUCUGCGCCUCUCCUUCCGCCUGGUCGCGGUGGCAUCGGGUAUGCUGCAGCUGCCACUCAUUCGGCUCCUGGCCCCCCGCCCUGCUGCCAAGCUCUACCCCUGCCUGCACACGUCGCGGCUGUUUGUCUUCCCCUCUGCCGCUGCUGUGCCUGCUGCUGCUGCAUCUGCUGCUGCUGCUGCUGCCGGUGCAGGAGCGGGUAGCAAGAGGGGGAUGAUGGGCGCCCUUCUGUUGCAACAACCCUAA
This is a messenger RNA of Closterium sp. NIES-65, 7617 nucleotides long. The record is from the annotation of a GenBank genome assembly. Lineage: Eukaryota; Viridiplantae; Streptophyta; Zygnematophyceae; Desmidiales; Closteriaceae.